AUGGUACUACAGUAUGAUGAGAGCGUUCGCAACCUGCUGUAUCGGAGAUCAUGCCAAUACACGCAGGGUGAGCGCUCUGGAGGCCACGUCGAGGAGGCCGACCUCGUCGAGAGAGUGAAGAGCUUCACCAAGCGUUAUCCGAAUAGUCGGACAGCUCAUGCUUGCAGAGCUGAGGGGGGAUGCACUCCCGACGCUAUCGCAGAAGCCAUCCGCUCGACAUGUCGGCAGGCGAGACGCGACCUGUUUGAAGACUCUCUGAGCGCAUGGAGCCCAGAGUCGAAAGCAUGGUUCAUGCAACAGAUGAAAGAGGCCAAACAGCAGAAUGUCGAGACUUACAUCGGCACCGAAGACACCGAGGAGACCUCCUUCAUCUCCAUGACUCUCCUGGGCAUCUCCUCGAUGUAUGUGCGACAAGAAGACAAAUUGAAAAUGAAGUUGACGGAGCUGGGACUCAUAGUAGACUCAGUCGAUAGAGACGACAAGUCCAUCAUGUGGAAAGCACCUUACAGACCUGAGAUAGCACGAGCAGACGACAUCUCAGUCACCAUCUCCUUCCUUCGGAAUGAAGAAGCCAUCGCACUCUGGCAAGGCAGCAGAGAGUACAGCAUCGACGGGCGAAUUUUCAGAGCAACUGAAGUCAGCAUUGCACACGACCGGUCGUUCAAGCUCCGAGCCAAGCGAGGACCUUGGGGCAAGGGAGGGAGCCUUGCCGAGCUAUCGCAGCUCCUAGCUCUUGGAGGAAUGUCGACGGCGGACAUAGCUCGGAUCUAUCAAUUCCAACUGAUCUCGCAAUGUCUCGCCGCAGCAGAGGUACAACCGCUGGCGGGCAUGCUCGUGCAGGGUGCUGGGCAGAGAGGUCGCAAGGGGCCGAGCCCGAAGACGUAUGUUGCUGUUGGAGCAAGCACCGGAGCUCUGCAGCAGAGAGAGCUCGAGUGGGUACUAUCCUGCCCAUCGACGGCCAGCUGCGAGCAGACCUUGGCCUCGUUCAGAGAGAGCGAGGCGAUGGAGGGGGUGCACCUGACUCUCGUCAGCGACGACGCCAAGCUCAGAGAGACGUUUGCAGUCGAGCUCACAGCAGACACCUUCGUGCCGAGAGGAAAGAUUGCCAAGCAGAGGAUGGUACUUCGCGACAGGGAGCAGGCUCCAAGCGGCAGUUUCAGGGUGCAGAUCAAGUCGAAGUCAAGCAUGAGCACAGGCCGCUUCUCGAGGAAGGAGAUGGAAGCACUGUGCGGAGGAGGUAACACAUCGACCACGCGAGUCAAGCGAGCCAUGUUGGAAUUACCUUUAUCUGAGGCAGGAUCCCUUUAUCUGAGGCAGGAUCCCUUUAUCUGA
This is a messenger RNA of Guillardia theta CCMP2712, 1332 nucleotides long. RefSeq lists its product as hypothetical. The transcript has a single exon. Lineage: Eukaryota; Cryptophyceae; Pyrenomonadales; Geminigeraceae. The record is from RefSeq and is a predicted model, not a curated record. The coding region runs from base 1 to 1332 and encodes 443 amino acids.